Molecule: messenger RNA, 333 nt
Organism: Colletotrichum higginsianum IMI 349063
Lineage: Eukaryota; Fungi; Ascomycota; Sordariomycetes; Glomerellales; Glomerellaceae
Exons: 1
Coding region: 1-333 (110 amino acids)
Source: RefSeq, a predicted model, not a curated record
AUGUCUGACGAAGAGGACGCCUGGGAUGCGGAUGUCUGGACCGUUGACGUCUCAGUGGAUGUUGUGAGGAGUGAGUUGGGAAAUGCGCUGGUUGACGUAGAGAUGUCUGAAGAAGAGGACGCCUGGGACGCGGAUGUCUGGACUGUUGACGUCUCAGUGGAUGUUGUGAGGAGUGAGUUGGGAAAUGCGCUGGUUGACGUAGAGAUGUCUGAAGAAGAGGACGCCUGGGACGCGGAUGUCUGGACCGUUGACGUCUCAGUAGUGGAUGUCGUGAGGAGCGAGUUGGGAAGCAGGCUGGUCGAUAUAGAGAUGUCUGAAGAGGAUGGCGUCUGA